UCUCUCUGUGGUUUGUGGGUGGAAGAAGCACAUCAUGCAUCUUUUUUUGAGCUAGCUCUCAUGUGUAUGACAGUUUAACUUUUGAUCGGUCUGGCAAGCUAUGGCAUGAUGGUAAACUGGUUGAUUUUUAAGAGAAAUUCCACAGAAAAACUGUUAUUCUCAAGAUGUCCCCUCCAACUGUUUAUUCUCCUAUUCACCUUGAGCACCACAACACAUUCAGGCAGGCCUGAAGUCCCAGGAGAAGGUAUAUGGGCUAUAUUAAACAAACCCAUACAGUUUUCUGGAUCCAGUAUACCUUUGAAACUAAUCAAAACAGUGGAAUGGCGUCACAAAAGUGGAAACUCCCAGACAUUCUGUCUUCUCCAUAAAAUGGAUGGGAACAUCACCAACAUAUUCCCUGCAUGCAAUGGCACUGCACACUUCCUUUCCCACAAUAAAACCUUUGUUAUAUACUCAGUGAGGGCAGAGGAUGAAGGUGUCUAUGAAGAAAGAGUGAUUUAUAAGAAUAACACUAUGGUCUCAUUAAAUAUAUCACUGUCAAUCAUUUCUCCUCCCUCCACCCUGCACAUCAGCGUAAACUUAUCCCACGCGCUGCUAACAAUGACCUGUGAGGUCAAGGGGUCAAACCUCUCCUACUGGUGGCUGAAGGAUGACCAUCCCUUCCUCACGGAUUCCAGAUUGUUAUUGGGUGAGAGAAACCAAACCUUACAGGUGAACAACCUGACCAAGGCUGAAUGUGGGAAAUACACCUGCUUGGUGGCCAACAAGGCAGGCCAGUCACGGGGCCACUUCCAACUCACAGAUAACCAAUCCUCUGUGUGUAAGGAUGGAAUUGUCCGAGCCACACUGCCGAUAGGCCAGAGAGAAGUUCUAAUCAUGGUAAUAUUGGGCAUCUGCAUAUUCGGCCUGCUCAUCAUCAUUGCCUGCAUCAGGAGAUAUCACCAGGAAAUACGGAAGCAUCUGGCAGGACUUUGCAACAACGAGCAGCAUCCUGUCAGAAACAGGAGAGGAAGGAGAGACAGAGACACCCCUGUGUCCGAAAAUCAUGUGUAUGAUGAGAUUGGAGAUGAAGAGGAGCAGCUUGAACAAGAGGUGGUGAUCCCAUUGCCAUGCGUCUACACAGACUUCCUUCCAAACAGAAAACAAGCAGAGCCCCUAAAGGACUUUGGGUACUCCACCAUUGGGCCAGCUAGCCUAAGUGGAGUCACAGUGAUCGAGGCAAGCGAACAAGGUCUUGAAUGUAGGUUCCUAGUGGAGACAGCGUAGCAUACUAAAAAUAUCUAAUAAAAUUGUAUUUGUCACAUGCGCCAAAUACAAUAGGUGUAGACUUUACCAUGGGAUGCUUAGUUACGAGCCCUUUCCCAACAAUGCAGAGUUAAAAACGUAAGAAAAAUCUGCUAAAAAAAGUAAAUAGUAACAAAAUAAAGACUAUAUUUUAUUUAUUUUUAUUUCAACUUUAUUUAAACAGGUAGGCUAGUUGAGAACAAGCUCUCAUUUACAACUGCGACCUGUGACGACCCUCCCACUCUGUGUGCCGUAUU
This is a messenger RNA of Oncorhynchus gorbuscha (pink salmon), 1541 nucleotides long. Its product is annotated as leucine-rich repeats and immunoglobulin-like domains protein 2. NCBI's taxonomy places the organism in Eukaryota, Metazoa, Chordata, Actinopteri, Salmoniformes, Salmonidae. The record is from RefSeq and is a predicted model, not a curated record. The transcript is spliced from 8 exons. Bases 106 to 1266 code for a protein of 386 amino acids.